AUGUCAAAUUUGUUGAAGCUUGAAUUUAUGGAACUUGAUAUCUCCAGGAAAAAUUACUUGUCAUGGGUUCUCGAUGCUGAGAUUUACCUAGCUGCUAAUGGUCUUAGUGAUACUAUUACCCCGAAUAAUACAAUGUUGAGUCAGGCCAAGGCUAUGAUUUUCCUUCGUCAUCAUCUAGAUGAAGGACUGAAGGUUGAAUACCUUACAAAGAAAGAUCCACUUAAAUUGUGGACUAACUUGAAGAGAAGGUAUGGCCACCUAAAGGCCACGGUAUUGCCUAGAGCUCAUUAUGAGUGGAUGCACUUAUGGUUUCAAGACAUUAAACUUAUUGUUGAAUAUAAUUCUGUUGUAUUCAAGAUUGUUUCCCAAUUGAAAUUAUGUAGGAAAACUAUAAAUGAUGAGGACAUGAUAGAAAAAACACUUACUAAUUUUCAUACCUCAAAUGUGAUAUCGCAGCAACAAUACCAUGAAAAGGGCUUUCAGAAGUCUACUAAAUUGAUCUCAUGCCUUCUGGUGGCUGAGAAACACAAUGCCCUUUUGAUGAAAAAUCAUAAAGUUUACCCCACUAGAGCUGCUCUACUACCAGAAGUAAAUGGGUACAAGCACAUGGCCAGCCUAAAAGAUGGCAAGAUCGGGGUCAUAAUAAUAUGCGUGGAUGUGGAAAUGGCAGGGGCGAUAUAA
This is a messenger RNA of Capsicum annuum, 681 nucleotides long. RefSeq lists its product as uncharacterized. Lineage: Eukaryota; Viridiplantae; Streptophyta; Magnoliopsida; Solanales; Solanaceae. The record is from RefSeq and is a predicted model, not a curated record. Bases 1 to 681 code for a protein of 226 amino acids. The transcript has a single exon.